Molecule: messenger RNA, 1119 nt
Organism: Penicillium longicatenatum
Lineage: Eukaryota; Fungi; Ascomycota; Eurotiomycetes; Eurotiales; Aspergillaceae
Product: isopenicillin N synthase family dioxygenase
Exons: 3
Coding region: 1-1119 (372 amino acids)
Source: RefSeq, a predicted model, not a curated record
AUGGCCGAUAAUUUCUCUUCAAUUCCUGUCAUUGACUUCACCCUGUCGACUUCAGCUGAAACAAAAUCACAAUUCUUAUCUGAGUUGCGAGAUGCGGUCGUUAGAGUUGGGUUUUUCCUUCUCAAAAACCACAAUAUCUCAGAGGAUUCUCAACGUGAAUUGCGUCACCAUGCCGUCAAAUUCUUCGCUCAAUCAGCCGAGGAAAAGUCAAAAAGCGACAUGACCACCAAUAAGCAUUAUUUAGGAUAUGUUGGCAUGAAGGCUGUGGAAUCUGAAGAUCUCACUCCCGACCAUCGAGAAUUAAUUGUCCUUGGAAAGGACCAUCCUCUUGCAGGACCUGACGAUCCUAUCUACUACAAUCUUCGCGGUAUCAAUCCAUGGCCAAAUGAAACUAAGGUACCUGGAUUCCGCCCCGCGGUUGAGAAUUAUAUGGCAGAGAUUGCUUGUCUGGCAGACAGAUUUAAGUUAUUGAUGGCCGAGGCCCUGGAUUUAGAACCGAAUGCGUUUGCUCGCCUCUUUGACGAAGCAUCUACUGAUCGACUGAUGCUUGCUAAAUACCCUGAGCCUUCAGAUCCACAGGCUUCUGGAGAUGAAGGUUUCUUUGGAAUAAAUACACACAAAGAUAGCAGCUUCUUGACAUUCCUACUCCCUGGAAGCGGUCAUUCGGGCCUUGAAGUCCAAAACCACUCCGGCGAGUGGGUUCCUGCUCCUCCUAAGCCCGGUCAUCUGAUUGUCAACAUUGGCCAGCAAUUAGAUGCAUUGUCCAAAGGAGUUUGCAAGGCUACAACGCAUCGGGUCAGUCUGAGCGCGAAGACAUUUCAAGAUGAGAAUGGCAACUCGCUGGGAGAUCGCUACUCAUUUCCAUAUUUCCAGGUCAUUGGACUGGAUCAGACACCUCAGACCGCAAAAGUCGACAUCCCGCCUCAUAUUAUGGACUUGGUCAAUGAUGAAAAGGUCAAAUCAGACGCUUCUGCGUACUUUCUUACAACCUUCAAAGAUGGGAUUGGACAUGGCGUGUUCGUGGCUCGAGCCCUUAAAUAUCGCGAUGUAACUGCAAAGUUCUAUCCUGGGUUACUGGAAUUAUACGAUGCCAGUAGAGAGGCCUCAAAGGCUCGCUAG